AUGCUCAUGCCUUUUCAGACACACGGGGAAGAGAUUUCUCCAGCCCUGAGAUCUCAUGCUAUUGGUUUGAGUGAGGCUGGGGGGGUGCAGAAGGGAGUCGGGGACUCCCAGAAUCUCCUCUCCGGAGAGGCUUGGGGGGGCAACACGCCCCAGGGCUGGAAGUGCCGGGCCCAGGACUGGAAGUGGCGUCCACCUUCAAGUCUCACGUCCGCAGUGACGCUGGAUGUUUCGGAUGGGAAAACAGCAUGCGCUUUUCCAGAAAUGCUUGGACGCCACCUCAUCAGAAGAGAACAUAGCCUGGGUCCAUUACGUCCCCAGAACCAUGCUGCAUUUUAA
Messenger RNA from Rangifer tarandus platyrhynchus (Svalbard reindeer), 336 nucleotides. NCBI's taxonomy places the organism in Eukaryota, Metazoa, Chordata, Mammalia, Artiodactyla, Cervidae. The record is from the annotation of a GenBank genome assembly.